GUUGUUGCUCAGCUCAAAGCUACUUGCAGCGGCCUGUCAGAGGAGCAGCUGGCAAAACUGGGCGUGGCUUUGUUCAACUGCCAAUCAGAGGUGGAGGGUCGCAGGACUUACUCUUGCACUGAAGAAAUGUCUAUUAAAGAGUGCACAGCAGACAUGGACUCGGAUACGUGGAAUGCAUAUCACAUUGUCAGUAACCGAGCGCGCUCUGUGUGUUAUGCCACGCGCCAGCAGCACUUCCGCAAGCGAGCGGAGCUAACCGUCAACGCCCUGAUCUCCACCGCAACUAGUCAACUAGAUGCUAUGAAAGACCUAAAGGAGGGUCAGAAAGAGCUGAGGGAGAUGACCGCCGCGUCACUGGACAAGCUGCUUGAGGGUCACAGCGCCCUACAGCUCCAGCAAGGGGCCCUAAGGGAAGGGCAAGAGCAGCUGGAUACCUCCAUCAGUGAAAAUCUGCAGAGACUGGCACAGGAGAAAGUUCUCAUCAGCACCGGGCAGCAACUGGUGGCUCAGUUAAUUCAGGGCAUUACACGGAGAAUGGAGAAUGUAAGUGGGCAGCUGAAGGAUCAGAGUGCAGAAGUGCAGGAAGGACAUCAGGCGAUUCUUGAUGACCUGGCUGUGGUCCGAGGAAGUGCUCAGGACAUCUAUGAAAAAAUGGAGCUCAAUCUGAACGGCUUCCUGCAGCAGCAGAACACGACGGCUCAGUUCUACUCCGAGCUCAUGAGGAAGCUGGAGCGCAUGAAUGGAACUCUGGGAUACAUGCUGCUGUAUCUGGACAAUAUGCAGAAUCGACUGGAGGACAGGCUGCAUAUGAUCCAAGGCUAUCUUGGCUGGGCAGGCUUGAGUCUGUGUGCCCUGUGGACCUGUGUGAUGCAUGCUGGUUACUUCCUGUUGUCUGCGAUGCUGCUGUCGUUCCUGCAGUGUGCCACGUUCUCCCGCGUCUCUCUGCUCCUCGUGGUCCCAAUCAAUGCAAUUGCAGAGAUCAACCAGCAGUCUGCACUCGACUUGGGCUCUCUCACUUUGUUGUUGUUCACACUUUCGAUAGGUCGCUGGUUUGUCCUGCAGAUGCUUUGGGCGUUGUCUAAAAUUAAGGGUCAGACCUGCAGUCCCGCUCCUCUCCCUAUAGGCCCUCCUAAAGAGAAGACUCCAGAAAAACAGAGCCGAUCAUCUGAGCGCUGCCAUAAGUCCUCUUCCACUCCUAUCCUGAAUGACCCAGACUGCGAUUUGGAGGUUGAGAGUUUCAUGAUGGUCACUGUCUGA
Sinocyclocheilus grahami is the source of this 1257-nucleotide messenger RNA. RefSeq names its product protein brambleberry-like. The transcript is spliced from 9 exons. NCBI's taxonomy places the organism in Eukaryota, Metazoa, Chordata, Actinopteri, Cypriniformes, Cyprinidae. The record is from RefSeq and is a predicted model, not a curated record. The annotation marks the transcript as partial.